AUGAAUGCAAUCCUAGCUCAGUUACGGGCCGUACUAAGAAUUCGGGACGCCUACAUUUAUUCGGACUCCGAAAUUGUGCUGAGCUGGAUCAAGCGUCAGCCACUGGCCAACGUGGGAGUGAGAAUUUUCAACCGUCUGAUGGAAAUUGGGAAAGUUACUCGACACCUUCAAAACGAAGGAGUAAAAAACGAAUUGAGGUUCCUUAUCCACUAG
Molecule: messenger RNA, 213 nt
Organism: Haemonchus placei
Lineage: Eukaryota; Metazoa; Nematoda; Chromadorea; Rhabditida; Trichostrongylidae
Source: the annotation of a GenBank genome assembly